This is a messenger RNA of Conger conger (European conger), 2682 nucleotides long. Its product is annotated as solute carrier family 45 member 3. The record is from RefSeq and is a predicted model, not a curated record. The coding region runs from base 188 to 1888 and encodes 566 amino acids. NCBI's taxonomy places the organism in Eukaryota, Metazoa, Chordata, Actinopteri, Anguilliformes, Congridae. Gene Ontology annotation, cellular component: membrane. The transcript has 6 exons. Gene Ontology annotation, biological process: transmembrane transport. Gene Ontology annotation, molecular function: sucrose:proton symporter activity.
GUGCAGCUAAGUGCUACUUCCUUCAAGAUUGCAUGUCAACGGAAAGGCAUGCUAUGCUGAUGUCCCCUGCUCAAACUAAUUGAAAGCGUCUAAAGGGAGUGGGCGAUCGACCUGUGGAUGCUGUGAGCGAGGGAGCAGAGAGCGAGAGAGGUGGAGAGUGACAGACACAGAACAAGUGCCUUCGGUCAUGAGGACCAGGGUUGUUCAGCUGUUUCUGGUCAACGCAUUGUCCUGUGGACUGGAGAUAUGCUUGUCGACUGGAACUAUCUACAUGCCACCGCUUCUGCUGGAAGCCGGGAUGGAGGAGCACUUAAUGACUAUGGUCCUGGCUCUAGGGCCGGUGCUGGGGCUGAUGUUCGUGCCCAUAAUCGGCAACACAAGCGACCAGUGGAGCGGCCGAUUUGGCCGUCGGCGACCCUUCAUCUGGGCACUGAGCUUGGGCAUCUUGCUCAGCCUGUGGCUGAUUCCCCACUCUGCGCACCUGGCUGCUCUGCUGGCCCCGAGCCCCCGGUUCCUGGAGGUGCUGCUGCUCGUGGUCGGCAUUAGCAUGUUGGAGUUCUGCGGACAGGCCUGCUUCACGCCCCUGGAGGCCCUGCUGUCCGACCUCUUCCCCAGCGAGGAGGAGAGUCGCCUGGCCUUCUCCGUCUACGCUCUCAUGGUCAGCCUCGGAGGCUGUGUCGGCUUCCUGCUUCCAGCCGUCGACUGGAACUCCAGGCCCCUGGCACACUACAUGGGCGGCCAAGAGGCCUUCAUCUACACCCUGCUCAGCCUCAUCUUCCUCCUCUGCCUUCUGACCACCGCCUUCGUCUCCGAAGAGCGCGGAGGAGGCCAAGUGUCCAAGCGGCCUUCCGCCGGCCCUCCGACCAAAUCCGGGGCGUACUGCUUCCUCCGGCCCCCCCUUCCCCGCAUCAAUCAGCUGCGCCUGGUCCUGGGCGGGUGCCUCACCGCACUGCCCCGGCUGUAUCGCGCAUACCGCCAAGUGCCCUUAGUCAUAUGGCGCCUCUUCAUGGCGGAGGUGUGCAGCUGGAUGGCGCUCAUGACCUUCCUGCUGUUCUACACAGACUUUGUGGGGGAGGGGCUGUACCAGGGGGUGCCCACCGCUGCUCCAGGUUCGACAGAGAGACUACGGUAUGACGAGGGUAUACGUAUGGGGAGUCUGGGGCUCUUCCUGCAGUGCUCCACCUCGGUGGUCUUCUCCCUGCUGAUGGACCGGCUGGUGCAGUCGCUGGGGAUGAAGACGGUCUACCUCAGCAGCAUAGCGGUCCUGGCGCUCGCCACCCUGGUCAUGAGUGUGUCCCGCUGCCUGCCUCUGGUCACCCUCAUGGCCGCUGCCACCGGCUACACCUUCAGCACCCUGCAGAUCCUGCCCUACACGCUCAUCUGCCUCUACCACGCCGACAUGCCGGUAUUUUUCGGCAAUUCCAAUUCACAAAUAUCUGAGGACCAAGAAAAAGUAGAGAAGGCGUUGAUGCUGCCCCCUGGCGGCAUCAAGCAACAUUGCAGCAAUGGACAUCCAGGCGGGAAGCCAGGAUCAGCGUCUUCAGCACCCGGGCUGGCUGCCGCCCCCACCCUGGGAAUAUACGUGUCCCUGCCCCUGGACGGCGCCCUGCUGCCCCCCCACGGACCGCCGGAGGUGGCGCGGGGGAUGGGCCUGGACAUGGCCAUACUGGACAGUGCCUACCUCCUGUCACAUCUGCUGCCCUCGCUGGUCUUGGGCUAUGUCGUCCAGUUCACCCGCAGUGUGGCCGCUUACAUGGCCUGCGCCUCCGUCUUCAGCUUGCUGGCCAUCUACAUCUCCAGCAGGGUGAUAUUCGACAGGGCCGACCUCGAACGCCACAGGGUCCGCCCAGCGCAGGCUUAUAAAGGCACUCUGGAUGUAAGAACUUGAUAUAGGGGCACAUUUCACCCUAUCCAAUCCCAAAUUAUAUAUUUUUUAUUUAUUUUAAAAAAAAGAACAAAAACUGGAUUUGGUUGAGUGUGCAAUGUUUACAUUCAAAUAUAAAAUGCUCAAAUUAUUUAAUGUAACAAAUAAGGGCCAGUAGAAAGCCAAUUUGAUUGGUUUACUUGGUGACAGUGAAAUUCAGUUAAAGAUGUUUCUCUCAGGGAUAUGACACCAUGGUGCCUCCUCUGCUUCAACGUCUGGAGCUCAAGGCCCAGUGUUCUGGCCACUACACUAUCUACAUUUCAGAUGUCCACUUUAAAAACUUUUUUCUUUUUUUUUUAAGAAAAGAAGUAAAAGGAUUUCAAGAUAUUGAAUGCUUUUAAACAGCUCGAGCAGGACUUGCUAUUGCCUUAAUACUGUUUUUUUGUUUGUUUGUUUGUUUGUUUUUUUGGAUGAAAAUAUUUUGGAUAAUAUUGCCAUAAAGAACAAAUGUACUUACUGGUUGUUUUCAACUGGAACAAACUAAUUUGUUAUUUAGCUGAGGCUUUUAUCCAAAGUGACUUACACUUGAUUAGACUAAGCAGGGGACAAUCCCCCCUGGAGCAAUCAACAUAAAAGCUAAAUAACAAAAUCAUUAUAAUGAAUUAUGUAGCAGAAAGAGAUGACCACUCUACAGUGGACAAGUCCUCUUAUGUAGAGUUGUUUGAAUAUUACUUCAAUGCACUUUCCAUUCCUCAGGUAUCUGAAACAGAUUUUUAUCAAUCAUAUUCAUUACUCAUAUAAUUAAAUUAUGGAUUUAG